CUUUGCCGCCGGCCCCGCGGCUCUUUGUCUGCACUUGGGGCGGCCGCCCGACUCUGGGAUUUCGCUGCGAGAGCGGGCUGGGGGCGCCGGGGGCGAGCUCUCGGUGUCCCGGCCGCCCCCCGCUCGGGCUUGGCUCCCCCCUCCCCCGCACCUCCCCGGCCCGAGCUCUCGGCGCUUCCACGCUCGCGGAAUCACGACCCCUCCCUGCCAUGUAUCCGCAAGGCAGACAUCCGGCUCCCCAUCAGCCCGGGCAGCCGGGAUUUAAAUUCACGGUGGCUGAGUCUUGUGACAGGAUCAAAGACGAAUUCCAGUUCCUGCAAGCUCAGUAUCACAGCCUCAAAGUGGAGUACGACAAGCUGGCGAACGAGAAGACGGAGAUGCAGCGCCAUUACGUGAUGUACUAUGAGAUGUCCUAUGGCUUGAACAUUGAAAUGCACAAGCAGACAGAGAUUGCGAAGAGAUUGAACACGAUUCUAGCACAGAUCAUGCCUUUUCUGUCACAAGAGCACCAGCAGCAGGUGGCGCAGGCAGUAGAACGUGCCAAGCAGGUCACCAUGACGGAGCUAAAUGCCAUCAUCGGGCAACAGCAGCUCCAGGCACAGCACCUCUCCCACGCCACGCACGGCCCCCCGGUCCAGUUACCACCCCACCCAUCAGGUCUCCAGCCUCCAGGGAUCCCCCCGGUGACGGGGAGCAGCUCCGGGCUGCUGGCGCUCGGUGCCCUGGGCAGCCAGGCCCACCUGACGGUGAAGGACGAGAAGAAUCACCAUGAACUAGACCACAGAGAAAGAGAAUCCAGCGCGAAUAACUCCGUGUCGCCCUCAGAAAGCCUCCGGGCCAGUGAGAAGCACCGGGGCUCUGCAGACUACAGCAUGGAAGCCAAGAAGCGGAAAGCAGAGGAGAAGGAUAGUCUGAGCCGAUACGACAGUGACGGAGACAAGAGUGACGAUCUGGUGGUGGACGUUUCCAACGAGGACCCAGCGACGCCCCGGGUCAGCCCGGCACACUCCCCUCCUGAAAAUGGGCUGGACAAGGCCCGAGGCCUGAAAAAGGAUGCCCCCACCAGCCCUGCCUCAGUAGCCUCCUCCAGCAGCACACCUUCCUCCAAGACCAAAGACCUUGGUCAUAAUGACAAAUCCUCUACCCCUGGGCUCAAGUCCAAUACACCUACUCCGAGGAACGAUGCCCCGACUCCAGGCACCAGCACGACCCCAGGGCUCCGGUCAAUGACGGGCAAACCUCCAGGCAUGGACCCGAUAGGUAUAAUGGCCUCGGCCUUGCGCACGCCCAUCUCCAUCACCAGCUCCUACGCGGCCCCCUUUGCCAUGAUGAGCCACCACGAGAUGAACGGCUCGCUCACCAGCCCGAGCGCCUACGCCAGCCUGCACAACAUCCCGCCGCAGAUGAGCGCGGCCGCCGCCGCCGCCGCCGCCGCCUAUGGCCGAUCGCCAAUGGUUGGCUUUGACCCUCAUCCUCCCAUGCGGGCCACCGGCCUGCCCUCAAGCCUCGCCUCCAUUCCUGGUGGAAAACCAGCGUACUCUUUCCACGUGAGUGCCGAUGGGCAGAUGCAGCCCGUGCCCUUCCCCCACGACGCCCUGGCCGGCCCCGGCAUCCCACGGCAUGCCCGGCAGAUCAACACGCUGAGCCACGGGGAGGUAGUGUGCGCCGUGACCAUCAGCAACCCCACGCGGCACGUCUACACCGGUGGCAAGGGCUGCGUGAAGAUCUGGGACAUCAGCCAGCCGGGCAGCAAGAGCCCCAUCUCCCAGCUGGACUGCCUGAACAGGGACAACUACAUCCGCUCCUGUAAGCUGCUCCCCGACGGGGCACGCUUCAUCGUGGGCGGCGAGGCCAGCACGCUCACCAUCUGGGACCUGGCCUCGCCCACACCUCGCAUCAAGGCCGAGCUGACGUCCUCGGCUCCCGCCUGCUACGCCCUGGCUAUCAGCCCCGACGCCAAAGUCUGCUUCUCCUGCUGCAGUGACGGGAACAUUGCUGUCUGGGACCUGCACAACCAGACCCUUGUCAGGCAGUUCCAGGGCCACACGGAUGGGGCCAGCUGCAUAGAUAUCUCCCAUGAUGGCACCAAGCUGUGGACUGGAGGCCUGGACAACACCGUGCGCUCCUGGGACCUGCGGGAGGGUCGGCAGCUGCAGCAGCAUGACUUCACGUCCCAGAUCUUCUCACUGGGCUACUGCCCCACCGGGGAGUGGCUGGCCGUGGGCAUGGAGAGUAGCAACGUGGAGGUGCUGCACCACACCAAGCCUGACAAGUACCAGCUGCACCUGCAUGAGAGCUGCGUGCUGUCCCUCAAGUUCGCCUACUGCGGCAAGUGGUUCGUGAGCACUGGGAAAGACAAUCUCCUCAAUGCCUGGAGGACGCCGUACGGAGCCAGCAUAUUCCAGUCCAAGGAAUCCUCGUCUGUCUUGAGUUGUGACAUUUCGGCGGAUGACAAAUAUAUUGUAACAGGCUCUGGUGACAAGAAGGCCACGGUUUAUGAGGUCAUCUACUAAAGCAGGACUCUCACAGGGCUGUCAGACUCCGGGAGAAACGGACUCGGCGGUGACAGGGCCACCCCGCGAGGGGCCCCGAGGUGGCGGAGGCUGGCGGCGGGCGGCCGGGCGGUCCAGGGCUGCGCUCCGGCAGGCCGAGAGGGCGUGCCCUCCGCGCCCUGGACCCCCGCCCCCGGGCACGGACUCCGAGGGAUGGCUCUCCUCCCCCGUCCACAACCCUGGCAGAUGCUACAAGUAGAUUUCUUUGGAGGCUUGGGGCCGCGGCCCCCCACGGACCCCCCCCUCGUGAAUCUCCCGUCUUUCCUUCCCGUUUCUUGGGCUCUGUCCCCCCCCCCACCCCGCCCUGGGUCGGGGACACCGGAGCGGACCACGUGUUUGUGCUGGGGGAGAGGGGGGGGAACCUCAUUUUCCCCGAUUGUGCGGCGCACAACAUUUGUGAAAAAAUGUAAAUAACAGACUCGUCUAUCUCGGACUGGUCAGUGGGGGAGGAGGCCCCUUCCCACCGAGAACGCUAGCGGGAAGCGCUAGCCGUGUACUUCGCCUGCUGUAUUUGUAACCCACUCGUGGUGGUGGCUUUUUUUUUUUUUUUUUUUAAGGGACAUCCCCAUCUGAGAAGGGGAGGCCGGGGAGGGCGAGCCCAAUGGAGGGGGGCGAGGAGCAGAGGAAGGGAGCUACUGCAGGUGACCAGACUGAGCGGGAGGGGCCCCCCCGGCACCUGUGCUCCCCGCGGACUUGGGGGGCUGCCCAGGGCCUGUCGGGACCCGCGGGGGCUGCGCCCACGGCCGGGCAGUGCGUGCGCGGGGCCAGCCCGGGCUGACGAAGGUUGGAUCCUCUGCGGCCUCCUGCGCUCCCCUCGCUCUCUCUCAGGGGUCCCGCUCUCUCUCUCUCUUUCCUUCUGGCCUCUCUCUCUCUUUGGUGCGCACUUGGUCACGGUGAUGAGAGGUGGAGGUGCAAAGGAGCUCCACCCCUGGCCCUUCUUGAUCUUCGGACACAACCUUAAAAGGAAAAAAAGUUAGCGGAAAGCCUAGCGACUCAGCUCAGGGAGCUACCAGAGCAAACUAGCAACUGAUGUGGGUGCUUUUUUUUUUUUUUUUUUUUUUAAUUUGAAUAAAAAGAAUUAGAAUCGCUGUCCUUUAUAAAAUGCCUUCUCCCCCCUUCCUGCCUCUGAUCCCCGUCCUCCUCUCUCCCCCGAGGGGACGAGUGUCAUCAUCCCACUUGGGUUGUGAGUCCCGAGGGAUGGUCUCCCCUGGCCCGGCCCUGGGCAGCACAGUGGGGCCGAGGGGACCCGGGGGGUCGGGUGGGGACGCCGAUCCUGACACUGUGGCCACUCCUUGUGCUUUGUCUCUUUUGGUACCAAAAUGUUCCGAGGUAUUAGGAUUUGGGUUUGGUUUGUUUCCCCCCCGCACCCCCCCACACCCCCGUUUUCUUGGUCUUUUUUUUUCCUUCUUCUUCUUCUUUUAAGGAAAAGCUAAAGGCCGGUGUGAGUCCUGGUGGUGGGCUCUCCGUGGAUGUAGCAUAUGGAAGAUAAUUUUGAUACUGCAUUUUUAUGGAUUAUUUUAUAAUGUGUGAUUCUUUCUGGAGAGAAGGAAGGAAGGGGCCCCAGUGGAAACUGCUGGUCUUCAGUGAUCUUGCUCCAGGCGAGCAGCUCCCCCAUCGUGACCCAGAGGCCACCGAGACUGGCCCGGGCACCGUGUACCUUUCCGAGGUUGGGGAGGGGCCCUCUAGAGUAUUUCUCUGUCUUUCUCUGGGUCUCAGAUGUUCAUCUGCCGUGUCUUGUUAAGGCUCUAGCCACAAGGGAGGGUGAGGGUAGAAGAAAGUUGAUUCCUGAAGAAAAAAAGAAAAUGAAAAGUCAUUGUAAUGAGCUGUUUUUAUAUUUUUAAAAGUUGCUAUUUAAAGGUU
Canis lupus familiaris (dog) is the source of this 4412-nucleotide messenger RNA. RefSeq names its product TLE family member 3, transcriptional corepressor (gene TLE3). Gene Ontology annotation, cellular component: transcription regulator complex; nucleus. Gene Ontology annotation, biological process: negative regulation of canonical Wnt signaling pathway; regulation of DNA-templated transcription. The record is from RefSeq and is a predicted model, not a curated record. NCBI's taxonomy places the organism in Eukaryota, Metazoa, Chordata, Mammalia, Carnivora, Canidae. Gene Ontology annotation, molecular function: protein binding; transcription corepressor activity.